AUGAAACGGGAUAGCUCAGGAAAUAACCAGGAUGGUCCUCCAUCGAAAUUUCAGCGUUCUACAGUCGAUCUAACCAAUGUCUCUAUCAGAUUUCUUAUUCCUGGAAGAGCUGCAGGAAUAAUGAUUGGGAAGGGUGGGGAAAAUAUCAAAAAAAUACGGUCACAGUAUAACGUCAAGCUGAAUAUUCCCGACAGCAGAGGCCCUGAACGGAUAAUGACUAUCGAGGGUGACCUGCAAGCCAUCUGCAGCAUCAUGCGCGAUGUUUGUCCAAAACUAAAGGACAUAAUGAACGCAAAACUCUCCGACCCGAAACGCAUAAUGGGUGUCCAAGGGUCUCGACGUCGUCCAAGACGAAACGAAGACCCAGAACGGGAUGAUGAGGAAGACGAGAACAUGAUCGACUUUAGAAUCCUGGUGCACGAAAGCCAAGCUGGCUCCGUCAUCGGUCGAGGUGGGGAACGUAUUAAGGAUCUCCGUGAUAAGUACAAAAUGCGUGUUAUCAAGGUGUAUCAAAUGUUGGCUCCGUUAUCCACUGACCGAGUAGUACAGAUGGUUGCUGACCCAGACAAUGUCGUCCAAUGCUUGAGAGCUGUGAUAGAGGCGGUCGAGUCUGCUCCUCCUCGUGGUCGCCGUGAAGACUAUGACGCUGCCAACUUCAGUGAGGGUGAUGCUCUUAACUACGGUGGUUGGUUGUCUCGAGAAGCCGCAGCAGCACUGGCUCAAGGGAUGCCACUUCGUGGACCUGGAUGCAUGCCACCAAUGGGUUAUAACAUGGGUGGUCCGUAUAUGAUGGGUGGUGGUGACAUGGGGCCAAUGGGUGGCGGAAUGGGCCCCAUGGGAGGAGGAAUGGGUCCUAUGGGCGGUGGACCGAUUCCCGGAGGUCGUGGUCGAGGGCCUCGUUCCGGCGGUGGAAUGAUGGGCGGAGGUGCACCUCCUGCGCAAGGUCAACGAGGUAUGAUGGGCUCCUCAGGACCAGCACCGGUUCCUCCUCCUGCUGGUCGUAAUACUUCUAUGGGUCCACCAGGCGGUUACAGUAGUUCAGUGGAUGGAGGUUACGGUGGUCAAGGUGGAUAUGAUGGUCCAGGUGGGUUUGAUAACGGAGCAUAUGGAGGCAUUGAUCAAACCGGACAAGGCGGGUUCAGUGGUCCUGGAUACGGUGGGUCAGGCAACAUGACUUCCGGAGGCUACGGUGCGUCUGGGUAUGGUGGAAGCCAGCGCGGAUCCGGUGACAUGGCAGGUGGUCAAAGGUGAAUAUCAUCAAAUAUCAAACUUUUACAGAUGCUAGUUCUAAACAUUUUUACGUCUACUCUUAAUGGUGUUCAAAUGGGAAUGAUGCAAGUGGAGGACAAAAGUGGAUUUAUUGCCUUUUUCAACCAAAUUUAUUGAAAUACAUAUACAUUCAAAGUCACUUACUCAAAUGUAUGGAAGGACUGGAUGCUUCAAGAAAAUAAGCUUCCUCUUUUGUUGAUGUAUUAAAUCAACAAUUUUAUGAACUUUGAUUACUAUCCUGAGACUAUCAUCUGAAUAUCUUAUCGAUUAAUUAAAGUCAGUAAGUUUGAGUAGACUAGGAAAGAAUCAGUGGAAUGUUCAAUAAUUUUUGGGUGGCCGACUGUUUUUCAUCGAUACUUACGGAUAUAACAGAACAAUCCAUGGUUAUUGUUUUGUUUUGGGUAGUUUGUUAAAAUAUAUCUGUUCCUUUAUAAAUUAUAUCGAAUUUUAUAAUUAUAGACCUCAGAAGUAGAAGUCGAUGGAUUUAUGCGUAUGAAAUCAGUUCAAAUGAAAGUAGACUAUCUUCCUAUGAAUAUUAAAUGUAUAAAUUUCACUACUGUUUUAUGCUUUGAACUAAUUUUAUUGAAAGCGAUACAAGACUUUUAGUGUCUGCAUUAAAUUCGAAGUACAGCUCCCCAAUUUAUAAGCUUACUGUCUGGCUCCAGUUUGGAUGAAAAGACGAAUAUUUUGCAAAAAUAAAUCUCUCAAUUUCCAUAUAUCAUGCUUUUAGGCGAAUCCAUUUUGAGCGACAGCGGUAUUAAAGAGCCAAAUACGGUUUUAUGGAUGAAUUUAUUUUAUACAUUAGUUCAUACAAACAGACAUGAGAAUACAAAGCAUGAAAGCAGAGCAAAGCGAAGUGGAGAAGUCAAGUGAACCAACUCAACUCAAUAGUCGGGAAAAAAAAUAAGCUAGACAUGUAAUAUGCUAAACAAGCAUGCAUAUCACACAAUAAUAAAGACAACCGAGGUUAUGAGCUAUUCAUAGACAAGGUCGAAAGAUGUGUAAAUAACUUAAGAAAAAUGAAUUAAUUAAUUUAUCCAAACGUUGGGACAAACCCUGUAGGUUCAACAUAUCAGUAUACACUACAGACUAUCAAGACAUGUAUAUAGAUUGUAUUGAACAUAAAAACAGUCUGAGUGAAUGUAUAAAGCAUUCAUCGAAUAAUACAAAUGACACAAUGUACCAGGUUAGAGGAUUAAGUAAAUUACAUCAAACUACAUCUUAUCACCAUGAUCAUUAUAUAGAGGUUGAUUUCAAGCUAUCAAAACAUAAUGACUAACAAAACUUGUUAUUUAUAUUAUCAAAGAAAUUGCAGACAGAAAAAUAAUUGUAUCAUAAGUACAUUUUGUUUAGAUAAGUACUGAGCUCCAAAUAGUUAAGUGUAAUCAUGAAAUAUGCAUACAUAUUACUCAAUUACAUAAGCCAUUUAUUCCUCAGUGGAAGAUAAACCGUAAAUCUAUAAUCUCUAAUCUACUCCGUCUUGUUCUCUUCUUUCCAAUUGUUGUAUUAUUCAUUGUUUUGAGGACUGACUCCAAUUCUUUGCACAGUGUGUUGCUCGAUCUGUUUGGUUUAAUUUUUCCUUUGAAAAUUCUAUGUUCCACUUUGCCUUUUGAGACAGUCAGGUGAUUUCCACAAUAUGUGUCUUAUUCACUUUCAUAAUUUUUCUCCCUGUAUCUUCCUCAUCUGCGAGCUAAUUUGCUGUUUGACACAGUAGGUUUUUGGUGAUGGUAUUUGGUUAAUGGAUCAAGAGUAGCUUUUGUAUGAUGGUUUUCAUCGUGUGAAUUUUUCAGAGCUUGUCCAUCCAGUGGAGGCUAUGAUUGGUGAUCUAUGUGUUGUGUUUAUUAUGUAUACAUUUGUUUCAAGUAAUGCAUAUGUUUGAAUAUGAGAAUGAUGAAAAGCAACUCGUUUUUUAAACUUUUAACAGGGUUUUUUAAAAUAACCAAAAAAUUUUUUAAAAUUUUCGCAGCGUUUUUUAAAAUUUUUUGUAAUCCUUAGAAUGUCAGAAAUAAAUAGAAAAAACAACUUGAUUUCGAAUGAAAAAAGAAAAAGCCUUAUAAAAAAAGUUAUUGAAGAUGGAUACAGCGUCAAGGACGCGGCAUUUCUUACAGAUGUAAACUAUCAGGCCGCUACAAAUAUUAUAAGGUUGUAUAAAAAGGAAUCGCGAGUUGAGAAAAAAAAAACAGGAAAACCAUCAAAUAAGAAGAUAUAUGUGUUGAUAUUAUCAAUUUUGUUGAAGAAUUGAUAGAAUUAAACCCGUUAAUAACGAUGGUAGAAAUUCGAGAAAAAACAGAAAACAUAUUUUCUAUAGGCCUUUCUCUUGAAUCUAUAAGAAGGAUAAUUUAUAGACUUCAGAUUACUUUGAAAAGGAUUUCUUAUACAUCGGUCAAUAUAAAUUCGGAAUCCAGUAAAAACAAACGCCAAAUUUAUGCUCAAAAUUUUAUGAACAUUGAAGAUACAUUUAUAAAAGUUUUUAUAGAUGAAUCUUCUUUUAAUUUGUACUUAAGAAGAACCUUGGGAAGAUCUACAAGAGGAAAACCGGCAAGUGCCCUAGUUCCAUCAACGCGUGGAACCAAUAUAAGUUUAAUAUCGGCUAUAACAGAAAAUGAAGUUCUCUUUGCUAAAACAUUUGUUGAUUCGGUGAAUUCAGAUAAGUUCAUUCAGUUUUUUGAUCAACUAAUUGAAAAAUGCAAUCAAAAAUCAAUUUUUAAGAAUUGUAUUUUUAUACUUGAUA
Schistosoma turkestanicum is the source of this 4000-nucleotide messenger RNA. The record is from the annotation of a GenBank genome assembly. Lineage: Eukaryota; Metazoa; Platyhelminthes; Trematoda; Strigeidida; Schistosomatidae.